UAUAUAAACUCCUUACUUCCUCAAACACAACCCAACUCAUACCUCUCUUUCUUCUGUACCUUUCUAGUAAACAAAAUCAAAUACCCAUUCUCUCCUCUUUCUCUCUCUUUCUCCCAGAACAAGAACAAUAACACAACUUUAAAAAGAAAAAAAAAAAAGUGAACAACAAUGGACGGAAGCUGCAUAGAUGAAAGUACAACAAGCGAUUCUAUAUCCAUCACUCCGACUUCAAAUAUCUCCCCUUCUUCAAACCCAUUACCAUCAAAAUCACCUGAAUCCCCACUUUGCCGUGUAGGAAGCGGUACAAGCGUUGUUCUUGACUCUGAAUCGGGAAUCGAAGCUGAGUCUCGUAAACUCCCUUCUUCUAAAUACAAAGGAGUCGUUCCACAACCUAACGGCCGCUGGGGUGCCCAGAUUUACGAGAAGCAUCAACGGGUUUGGCUUGGUACUUUCAAUGAAGAGGAUGAAGCAGCAAAAGCGUACGACAUCGCGGCACAGAGAUUCCGUGGCCGCGAUGCUAUCACUAACUUCAAGCCUCAAGCCACUGAUCACCAAUCAGAAGAAGACGAGAUCGAAACCGCUUUUCUGAACUCUCAUUCAAAGGCUGAAAUAGUUGACAUGCUUAGGAAACAUACGUACAAUGAUGAGUUAGAACAAAGCAAACGUAACUACACUAGCAAUAAUGGUCGAGGAGACAAGUUUCAAAACCGAACCAACAUGAAUAAUGUUGGUCUUUCUGGGUCGGAAAGAAUCAUCAUGAAAGCUCGAGAACAGCUAUUCGAGAAAGCGGUUACUCCAAGUGAUGUCGGAAAACUGAACCGGUUAGUUAUACCAAAACAACAUGCGGAAAAGCACUUCCCUUUGCAAAGUGGAAGCAAUAGUACAAAAGGGGUAUUGCUCAAUUUUGAAGAUAUUACAGGGAAAGUAUGGAGAUUCAGGUACUCGUAUUGGAACAGUAGCCAGAGCUACGUAUUGACAAAAGGGUGGAGCCGUUUCGUUAAAGAGAAGAACUUGAAAGCCGGUGACAUUGUUCGCUUCCUGAAGUCGACCGGGCCGGAUAAGCAGCUUUAUAUUGAUUGGAAAGUCAGGACAUUAACUCCUACUGUGUCGAAUCCGGUUGUCUGUUCGGUUCAACCGGUUCAGAUGGUCAGGUUAUUUGGAGUAAAUAUUUUUAAAGUACCUGGAGAUAGUCAUAUUGAAGGGUGUAAUGGGAAAAGAAUUAGGGAAAUGGAACUUCUAUCUUUAGAUUGUAUCAAGAAACAAAGGGUAAUUGGGGCUUUGUAACAUUUUGUAAUUUUGGGUUUCUGUAAUUUUUUUUCUUUUUGUUCUUUUUGGGGUAUUUUUGUAAGGGGAAAGAGGAAGAAGGAGAAGGGGGCUGGCAGGUGGUGUUAGAUGCAAGUUGCAAAAGGUGAAAUUGUAAAUUACAAGACAAAAAAGCUGAAGAAAGCUGUCAAUUUAAAAGGAAAAAAAAAAAAAGAAAUAGAUAACUGUUAAUCUGUUCUGUUCA
Molecule: messenger RNA, 1507 nt
Organism: Ricinus communis (castor bean)
Lineage: Eukaryota; Viridiplantae; Streptophyta; Magnoliopsida; Malpighiales; Euphorbiaceae
Product: AP2/ERF and B3 domain-containing transcription factor RAV1
Exons: 1
Coding region: 169-1284 (371 amino acids)
Biological process (GO): regulation of DNA-templated transcription
Molecular function (GO): DNA binding; DNA-binding transcription factor activity
Source: RefSeq, a predicted model, not a curated record